This is a messenger RNA of Pieris rapae (cabbage white), 1803 nucleotides long. RefSeq names its product transcriptional adapter 2B (gene Ada2b). Gene Ontology annotation, biological process: chromatin remodeling; regulation of transcription by RNA polymerase II. The record is from RefSeq and is a predicted model, not a curated record. Gene Ontology annotation, molecular function: zinc ion binding; transcription coactivator activity; chromatin binding. Gene Ontology annotation, cellular component: nucleus; SAGA-type complex. Lineage: Eukaryota; Metazoa; Arthropoda; Insecta; Lepidoptera; Pieridae. The coding region runs from base 100 to 1407 and encodes 435 amino acids. The transcript has 10 exons.
GUCUAUGGUGAAAAUAAACAUGGCUACCGCUGCAUACAAUUGACGAAAAACUGCCAGUGUGUCAACAUAUUAUUCAAUUUAUGAUUUUAUAUAAGGAAAAUGUCUUUUUCUGAUUUAUAUGCUAAAUAUAACUGUACUUAUUGCCAAGAAGAAAUAAAUGGUGUUCGCGUACGAUGUGCGGAGUGUAAAGAUUUUGAUAUUUGUUUGCAGUGUUUUUCUCAUGGUGCUGAAAUUGGAUCUCAUAAAAAUGACCACCCUUAUCAGUUUAUGGAUGCUGGAGCAUUUGGUAUAUUUUUGGGACGUAAUAGUUGGUCAGCGAAUGAAGAAGUCAGAUUAUUGGAUGCUAUAGAACAAUUUGGUUUCGGGAAUUGGGAAGAUAUAGCUAAGCAUAUUGAAACCAGAACACCAGAAGAAACUAAAGAUGAAUACAUAGCAAGAUAUCUAGAAGGUAGUAUUGGACGUGCAACAUGGGGUAAUGUGGAAAGCACUAGUCGACCAUCAUUGCACUGCCCUGACAAGGACCAAGGUCCACUCAGUCCCACAGCUGUAUCACGUCUUCCACCAUUAGCCAUAACCACAGAUGAGGCAGCUCAACUUGGUUAUAUGUCAAAUAGAGAUGACUUUGAAAGGGAACAUGAUCAUGAAGCUGAACAGUUAAUAUCAACUUUGUCAAUCAAUUCAGAAGAUGAUGAGCUAGAUGUUGCUCUCAAAUUAUCACAAGUAGAUAUAUACACCCGUCGACUUCGUGAAAGGACGAGAAGAAAACGUCUCGUUCGAGACUAUCAGUUGGUAUCUGUGUUCUUUAAUAACCAAAGAAAUAAGCAAAAGACACUUGGGAAGUUAGCCAAAGAGAAAAAAGAAUUCACAGAGCGCCUUCGUUGGACGGCACAGUUCUACGGUCGAGCAGAACAAACGAGCGUAGUAAGCGGUCUAUGGCGCGAGCGAGAGUUACGCGUGCGAUUGGCUGAAUUACACCGUUACAGAUUAGCUGGCGUCACGCGUUUAGAAGAAUGCGCGCACUACGAGCAACACGCGUUGCAUAGAAAACACGGACACGACGUGAGGCUUGCCCUGGGCAGCAGUGGGUGUCCGGACACACAGAUAAAAGACUCGUCGACCGGGCUGCAGCCAAGAAAAAAAGACGCCGAAAGCGCCUCAAGUUCAACCAGCCCAAGGUGCACACGGGACGGAAGUACCGGAUGUGGAUGCUGCAAAAAGAACUGCUCCAACGCCGCGCAGAAGCUGCUCAACACUAAUGAGGCACAGAUUUGCAAUACGCUCAGCCUAGCGCCUACGCAAUAUAUAACCAUGAAGGGAAUGCUUCUGCGUAGAUCAUCUACGACGCAUGGCGAGCUUGACCAGGCCCUUAAGCAAUACUUGAACGCGGCUGGUUGGAUACGCAACUGAUCACAGUGAAUAUAGCUGUGAAAUAUCACAGUGAUAAUAACAGUAAAAUAAGGAAAUGUAAUUUAAAAAACAGUGAUUUUCCUUGGUGAAAUAAUGAGUAAAGUGAUAAAGUGGAAGUGAAGUUCUAUUUUACUAUUUAGCAUAUAUGUUUACUAUAUGCGUUAAGAUAGUGUUGUUUUGUGAAAAGUGCUUCUUUGCAUCGUUACAUGUAAGUUUACUUGUUAGUGCUUGGAGCUUCUGUCAACUUAGCCAAUUAUAUUUAUAUACCAUAUUGUAAAUAUGCAUUCAAUUGUAAAUAUAUUCAUAUACUGGGUUUCAUACCAUACAUAUUAAAUACCAGACUUACUUAACUAAAGGACUUUAGUACCAAAAUUAUGCCUUAUAAACUCAAACGUA